Molecule: messenger RNA, 1447 nt
Organism: Capsella rubella
Lineage: Eukaryota; Viridiplantae; Streptophyta; Magnoliopsida; Brassicales; Brassicaceae
Product: F-box/kelch-repeat protein At3g16740
Exons: 1
Coding region: 124-1320 (398 amino acids)
Molecular function (GO): protein binding
Source: RefSeq, a predicted model, not a curated record
ACUCGGAAGGGGAAGAUAUAUCUGAAUAGUCAAAAAUAAAAGAUAGAUCUGGAAGCUUUGCCAACAAAAAGAAGAGACAGAUCCGGAAGAAAUCGGAGGAAAAGGAUAAGGGUUUGGGCAACGAUGUUAUCCAAUCUUCCAAGGGAUUUGGCAGAGGAGGUGCUCUUUAGGCUUCCGGUGACAUCUCUGAGGGGAGUGCGAUUUACAUGCAAAAAGUGGAGGCGUUUAUCCAUAAAUCGGAGCUUUACAAUGAAGCACGUCGGUAAAGCAAAAGCAGCAGCAAAGAAUUAUCACAGGAAGGAGUUUCAGGUGGUCAUGAUGAUCCAAUAUAGGGUUUGUUUAUUCAGUGUCAAUCUCCUCAACCCAUCUAUAGACCGUAUAGGUCAACUUGUUAGCCUAGACGAUGCAGAUCGUGUAGAGAUAUCUAAGAUCUUUCACUGUGACGGUUUACUGUUAUGCAUCACCAAAGAUAGAUCUAGUCUUGUUGUUUGGAACCCUUAUACGGCGCAAACCAGGUGGAUCAAACCCAUGAAUUCUUACCACAAGUUUUAUGACCGGUACGCUCUGGGAUACGAGAAGAAGGACAAGUACUCGCUUCGUAGCUACAAAGUCUUGCGAUUUCUAGAUAAUUACGACUCCAGGGCUAAUGUGAAGCUUCGUGAGUUUGAAAUUUACGAUUUAAAUUCUGCUUCAUGGAAGGCUGUUGAUGUCAAUCCGGACUGGGAUAUAGAGUAUCAUCAGCGUGGUGUGUCUCUCAUGGGCAACACUUACUGGUUUGCUCAAGAGAAGCGUCCACCUGUAGGAAUGCGAGGACCUAUAUCGGCCAUCCCUGAUUUCUUACUAUGUUUUAAUUUUACAACUGAGAAAUUUGGACCUCGUCUGCGUCUGCCUUUUCACGCUAUUUAUGGAGAUACUGUGACUCUAUCUAGUGUCAGAGAAGAGCAUCUUGCGGUUCUUUUUCAACAAUGUGGUGCACCUGCAUCUACCGUGAAAAUAUGGAUUAGUAGCAAGAUUGAGCCCGAUGCGGUCUCUUGGAACAAGUUGUUCUUAAAGUUUGAUAUGAAACCACACACCGGUUUGGGUUCUCAGUUUCUGGUUACAGGUGGGAGUUUCUUCGUCGACGAAAAGAAGAAGGUCGCAGUGAUUCUUGAUAAAGACAGAGGCAAAUCUUUUCCCACUCGCAACAUAGCUUAUAUCAUUGGAAAGAAAGGAUACUUCAAAAAAGUGGAUCUUGGCGAGUCUACAGAGGCACGUUGUUGGCCACUUGUGUGCUCGUAUGUGCCAAGCUCAGUGCAAAUCAAGCAAGCUGCACCACCCUAAUCUAUCAACUUGUAUUUCUCGUGUUUUGUAUCUCGACAAUGGUUGGUUUCUCAAUAUGGCCUCUGUUUUCUUUACUCUGUUCAUCUUUCAGUUUUAGUUAACGGAUAUCGUAUCCAAAUACCCAAGU